AUGCGCAUAUCAAAGACACUGGAUGAAGCCCAACCUUUAGAACAAGUAGGAUUCCGCAAGGAUUUGCUGCUGGAUCGCAUCCAGAAGGUUUCGAGAAUUGACGAGGCUUGCCUACCUCUCGUCCUAAUCUUAGUCGACUACGAGAAAGUGUUUGACAGCGUCGAGACUAAUGCCACACUGUGGCGCUCGUCGACCAAGGAGUGGACCAUCAUUGGAUAUUGGCCGACUGCCACAAGAACUGCUCUACAA
Molecule: messenger RNA, 249 nt
Organism: Strongylus vulgaris
Lineage: Eukaryota; Metazoa; Nematoda; Chromadorea; Rhabditida; Strongylidae
Source: the annotation of a GenBank genome assembly